AUGAGCACGACCGACAGCACAAGUCGCCACUGGCGCGUCUUGCGCAACGCGCUGCUGCAGUCAGUGUGUCGCUCUAUUCCAUCCACAUACACAGACACGUCGGACGCCACUGCAUCUGUAGUGGCGUCCGAGUUCUUUCCUGUGUACGCCAAAGUUCCAGUCGAUCUUCGUGGCCAGGCGAACUUUGCCUGGAUAGCUUACGAGUUGGUAGCACCGUUAAGUAAGCGCAGCGCACCGCCAAAGCGAGUGUACGCCCACGAGAAGCGCAAGGACGCGAAGCGAGUGUCCAUGACGGAGCUGCUGAGUCAUCGAGUGUACGAGGGCGUGGACAACACGGGCAACAUCCGCACGUGGCCGUCGGAGGAGAUUCUGCUGUCUUACAUGCUGUCGAGUGGGGUUUGUUCACGAGUCCAGCGACGAGACAAAGCCGGCAAUGCACUGCCCAUUGCGUGCUGUGAAUUGGGCAGUGGAAUGGUCGGUCUGGCCAGUCUGGGGCUGCUCGCGUGGGCACCCGUGGAGCUCCAGCGCGUGCUGGUGACAGACGGCAAUCCGCUCUGUGUCGAGAACUUGCAACUGUGCCUGGACGAGAACAAGCGGCGGCACGUGUUUGCCGCGAAGACGGCAGCGAUCGACCUCUCGGCCGAGUUGCUGCGGUGGGAUUGUACCGCUGAGCUGCGCAGUGACUUGCAGCACGAGUUCGAUCUCGUGUUUGCCAGCGACUGUCUCUUCUUCGAAGCGUUCCACGAAGACCUCGCGUGCACGAUCAAGACCCUGCUGCGUCCGGCGUCGGGCCGGUGUUUGCUCUUGCAGCCGAGUCGCAACGGCUCCAUGGAGCGGUUCUGUUGCGUGGCCAAGCGCCACGGCUUUGCCAUUGAACAGUCUCGAGACUACGAUCCGUCGAUCGUGCAUCGACACACAGCGUUGCAGCAGACUCGAGGCGAUUACGUGCCCGACGUGCAUUUCCCAGUGCUCUUGACGCUCACCCUGUCGCAGGGCCCGUGGCCCGACCCGCAGCACCGUCCGUGUCCAUAG
This is a messenger RNA of Hyaloperonospora brassicae, 1032 nucleotides long. NCBI's taxonomy places the organism in Eukaryota, Oomycota, Peronosporomycetes, Peronosporales, Peronosporaceae. The record is from the annotation of a GenBank genome assembly.